Messenger RNA from Phymastichus coffea, 5466 nucleotides. Its product is annotated as polycomb group protein Psc-like. NCBI's taxonomy places the organism in Eukaryota, Metazoa, Arthropoda, Insecta, Hymenoptera, Eulophidae. Gene Ontology annotation, cellular component: PRC1 complex. The transcript is spliced from 11 exons. The record is from RefSeq and is a predicted model, not a curated record. Gene Ontology annotation, biological process: negative regulation of transcription by RNA polymerase II. The coding region runs from base 445 to 4161 and encodes 1238 amino acids. Gene Ontology annotation, molecular function: metal ion binding; promoter-specific chromatin binding.
UCCGCGGACGACGGGUUACGGUUUCCUGUCUAUCCGUCACUCUCUUCGUUCGCUCGUACAUUGGAAUCGGCCUCUCGUCGGCAUCGUGUAAUCGAUUUUACUUUACACCACGACAGACAGUCUGAAAGAGAGAGAGAGAGAGAGAGAGAGAAAAAGAUAGCCUAAGCUGCUACAGCAUGGCCGUAAUGUGGCAUGUAUAGGGCGUAUGCAGCGCGCGCUCGUGUGUGUGUGUGUGCGCGCGUGUGUGUGUGUAUGCGUGCGCGAGAAAGAGAGAAAAAGUGAGUGAGAACGAGAUGGCGCAGACAAAGGGGGCCUACUCCUGCUGAUUCCGCACUGUAGAGUAGACGCCAGCAGCAGCAGCCACAGCCACACGCGAAUGCUCUACUGCCUGAAGGAAUAACAUCGGCCUGUGCCGCCUGCAGUUAAACUUAUAUAGGGAAAAAGAUGGCGAGCAGUAAGAGGACGUACCUAAGGGAGGUGAACCCUCACCUCAUCUGCCCUUUGUGCCGCGGAUACCUGAUCGACGCGACCACCAUCGUCGAGUGUUUGCACUCGUUCUGCCGGAGCUGCAUCCUAAAGCACCUGAGGACGGAUGCCAAGUGCCCGUCCUGCAAGCUGUUGCUCAACACCGCCAAGCCCAAUAUCAAGGCCGACAAAGCGCUGCAGGACAUCGUCUACAAGCUGGUGCCGGGCCUCUAUCACAAGGAGAUGCGCAAGCGGCGGGAAUUCUACGGCAAGCAUCCCGAGCACGGAUUCGCUGCAAGCCUCGACCGUCUUGCCGGUGCUGAUUCAGCGACGCCUGAGCAACGUGGAGAGGACGUAAGCGGACGUCUGAUCUUUGCACCCGAAGAUGCUAUCAGUCUGAGUCUUGAGUACCUGUCCGUCGGAGCCGAUCCUUUGAUUCUGCUUGCGACCAACAAUAGCGAGGCAGAGCUCGCCAAAGGACAAAAGCCCAAGCAAAUCAACGGCACCAAUGUGGCCGGUAGGCGAUAUUUGCAGUGCCCAGCCCUCGUCACCAUUGCACACCUCAAAAAGUUUUUGGCCCUCAAGUACAGCGUCGAUGUCACCAGGUACAACAUUGACAUUUGUCACAUGCGAGCACCGCUGCCCGAGCAUUGGACGCUCAUGGAUGUCGCUUACAUUUUCGCUUGGAAGAGGAACGCUCCUAUUCGAUUUUUCUACCGAAUCACCCAGGAGGAGCAGCAAUUAGAGGCACCUCCAAAUGACAGGCCUUCUACGCCUGGUGUCGGUGCAAGCCAGCCCGCCACCAGCGAAGAGGCAGCGGAAAUCGUUGCCGAGAAGAAGCCUGAAUUUAACGGCGAGAAGCUUGAAAAGGCCAAAAAGCCGGCUGAACCCUUGGCGGCGCAAGAUGCCAAACGGAAUCUUCCCGACAAAGAGUUAAAAGUCACUGCCGAAAAAUUGACGGCCCCACUAACGCCUGCCAAGCCCGAAGAGUCGGCGAAGCAGGUCAAGACUCCCAUAAAGAUUAUGAAAAAAUCAGAUGGCAAUUAUCAAGUACUGCGCGGCCCCAGCUUACCUUCAUCACCUGCUAAGCCCGACAAGAAAUCGCCGCCAGCCACCCCCACCGCGGAAUUUAGCGUCGUCAGCAUAAACGAUAGCAACGAUUCAAAACAAGUGAAGAUCACGCUGAAGCAGUGCCAGCCCAGCAACCCCGUCAGUUCCAAUGGAAAUUUGAGGAAACCCAAAGUGAUAAGCAACGUGCUGCUUAAGAGCCCCAGCGACAAAUCAAACGUCUCCGGUCAACUGCCGGACUCGCAGAAGCAGGAGAAGCACAAGCGAAAGGUCACAUUUGACGUGAACGCCUCGCCCUCCAAGCAGCCCAAAAAAAUGACUGAGCAAACGGAGAAGAAGCAAUUCUUACAUGCCGUCAGUCUUACCGCCAAACACGCUGCUACCACGGGUGCGAGCAAACAACAGGAUCAAGAGGCCGAGGAUGCCAACAGUGUUGAGGCCCAAUUGAGGGAUAUUAUCAAGAAUAAAUUGAACCGUGAGACGAACAAUCAAUUAUCGCCGAGCAAACCGAUCAGUCAGCUGUCGCCGACCAAAGACGAGCCAGUGAGAAAGCGACCGGCCGAGGUUAAAAAUACCAACAUAGCCGACCGCUUGGACGCCAAGCUGGCUAAUGUCGAUCAUAACCCGGCCAAAUUUAUCCGCCCCAGUAACAACAAAGAGCAGCAACCGAUCGACGUUUACGCCUUCCCCAGCGAUCCACCCGGUACCGCGACAGUACCACCAGGCGCCGUUAAAAGGAAGUGUCCGCCUGGUUUGCCGAUUUUUGAUAUUCGUAAAAAGCAUCAACAAUGCGCGUCUGGUAAACGGAUUGGCGUUAACGCUGCGAAAGGAACGACCGUCAAGUGCUACAGAAAUCAGUCUAAGCCGGUGAUUUAUCCCAAACCUGCAAGCCCGGCAAGACCCUUACAGAGCUUGCAAACGCCGAUGCCCAACGCAGCAAACGCUAACAUUAACAAUUCAGUGGCCAAUGCAACUGUUAGCUCUACGUCUUCCAAGCCUAACCCGAUAAAUAUCAGCGACGAUACGCGCUCAUUGUUGGAUGGAUGUGGUCUCAACAUACCCGCAAGUCUUAGUAUAACUUUGACGGCUCCUAAGUCUCCUAGCCGGGAUUCGCAGAUAGAUUUACGGAAAGAUCUCUCUCAGCGCGGUUUGGACAAGCUAAAUCCGAGCAUCACGUUGAACGACAAAUCCGUGGAUCCUAGAGCAUUGAAAGCUUUGAAGGCCGGUCAAAUGAGGAUGCCACCAGCCAAUGCAAAGAGCAAAGGACGCCAGACGACCGAUUUACCUCAGCAACAGCAAGGGCAAGCUGCUAAGAGGAAAAAGGACGAGAGCCCGGCACAACAACCAAGAAAUGCUUUGGAUCUUAGUGGCCAGAAAAAGUCGGAUUUUAAUUCUUCUUUGAAAAUACCAACGCCCAUGGGAUCCAAAUUCAAAAGCAAACCUCCACCGCCCACUUGGUCGCAAGCUAACAGCCCAAAACCGAAAGACGAUUCGCAGAAAUUCACUGCCAAUGGCCAGGUUGUUACGUUAAACAGCGGUCAACGUUUCUAUCGUGCACCGCCAGGUUCUCUGACCCCAUCGGUCAACCGAUUCAAUGACAUCCCAAUGCCGACUCGUACCCCGGUAUACGCAUCUUUUGGCAAUGUCUCAUCCAAUUACUCUCACAUAUUUCCGAGCUUGAAAAGUCUGUACGCGCUAAACCAGGCGCCCAGUCUCGAGCAAUUCAGCAUGGACUCGCGAAUGCGCAUGAUUAAAGAGGCAGCAAGUAAUAACACCACAAUUAAAGCCACUAGUAGCACCACUAGCAACACUACCAGUAGCUGUAACAACGGCAACAGUAACAGUAAUCCUCAAGGGAGCAAGAGCCAUCUGGCUGCACAAUGCGCUCCAGUCAAGCCAGCGAGAUCGGCAGUCGGAUCAUUUGCCAUGCCCGCUAAGCCGCCAACUGGUCUGAGCAUCAAGAUGACCAAUAAAAGUGUGCCGUCCGUUUCCAGUGCUAACGAGAGCGAGACGCCUGUCGCUAAUUCUACCGAGGCCAAGCAAAACCAGCAAAAGAGCGAUUCCAAAGAAGCUCCAGCGAAGGCCGACUGCGAACAAAGCGAGAACUGUGAAUCUUCUACAGAGGAAUCGAAUCCGCCGCAGGGCUCAGCGAGUCCUCGAGUUACGUCCACGGUGUCUUCGUCGCCUCCACCGAACGUGAGCGAGACUUGUGCAGCAGAGAAGCCACCUGCCGAGGCGAAAGCCAGCCAGCCGAGGGCAUCCGAGGUGAGCAGCAGCAAGUCGCCGGAGAGCCCGGACUCGAGCUCGCUGGUGACCGAAAGCAAUCUAGUCGACAGCACCAAGGACAAGAGUCGAGAACCUUCCCCCGUAAAGAGUCUCGAGGUGAAAUCCGAAGGGUCAUCAAACAACGAGGAUGUCAAGCUCAAAGACGAGCAGAUCGACGAAACUGACCCGAAAAAGUCCAUGAGUUCGGAAGCUUUACAAAAGAGACUUCUAGCCGCCUUCCCGUCGAACGAGUGGGCCAACAAUCCUCAGGUCGCCCAGCACUUUGGUCUUUUUCUCGAGAGGUUGAACACGAUGCCGGCCGAGCCAAAGAAGGCCAGCACGUGUAAGGCUCGAAACCUUUGAAACCUCACAGCGAUGACUAGCUGCCAGUCACUGCCACUCAAUACUGACCAAGUUGCGAUCAUUGAAGCAAGUAUUUUUUCCGCCGAUCUCGCAAUCGAUGACUUGGCAAAAGUUUUUUCAUGCAAUUGUGAUAAGUGGUCUUUUGUACUUUUGCACGCGCAAAGCAGCCAUACUUUGGCCAGUUAUUGAAUCUAGAAAUUUAUAUUUUUUCAACGCGCUAUCGAAUCACGGCCGAGUAUAGCAUUUAUUUUUCAAUCCAGUAAUAUGGUCAAUGUUUAAAAAUGAAAAAAGUAUUACAUCAUUCAUUAGACAUCUUUUUGUACACCAUUUAUACAAUUUUAAAUAAGCUCUCGGAAGUUAGUGGAUUUACACAUAAUGAUUGCUAUUCCAUAUGUUUACAUAAUUAUCAAACUCUAUUAAGCAAGAGCUUACAUGGUCUUUGCCAUAAUGAAUGCAUUAUCUAUAACUACAGUAUUUUAAUGCACACAGACUUAAAAGACACAAAGAGAUUUAUUCGCAAACAAAUCACUGAUACUUACAUGACUUUAUUUCGUGGUAUUUGAUUGGGUUAUUUAAUUUACCGUUGUUUUUGUAAAAUAUAGACGACUAGUUGUAAUUAAAUUUAAGUAUCUAAUUGUACAUGUUCGACAUCAUUAACGCUUUCCAGUAUUUUAAAUAUCUGGAAGAUGAGUAUUUGUUCCUUUAAUUGUAGUCAAUGGCAAUAUAGUUCUGUUUGCAGUUAUAUUUGGCAUUGUUAAAACUUCAGUUUAUCUUAAGUUCUGUUAAUAUAGAAACUUCCUCGUACAUAGAUUAAGGCAAUCACCAUAAUUUAUAAUUUUAUUGUAUAGAAUAAAAUAAAAAAGAAGUAAAGAAAAACAGAAACUACGAAGGCUCCAGUGAUUGGUACAAAGAUUUUUAAAUGCUUAAUAUGUACUACCAAGAAAAUGAUUUUUUCUUACUGCCAAAGUUUCUAUUGACAUUAAGCUUUCCAUACUAAACCCAAUUUUAUGUAUGAGGUACAAAUUAAUAAGAUGAUAUAUCUACGUCUACAUACAUAACAGCUAGUGGUAUUUAGUUUAUAAGUUGUAAAUAUUUUAGUUGUCUAAGUAAGCAAUUGAGUAUACCAUUCGAUGAUAGGAGAAGUGAUUUGAAAUAUUCUAUUUUAGUAUAAAAAUCAACCGAGUUAGGUCAAUCGUCAUGUGUGUAUAUAUAUACAAGUAUAUACAUUCUUGUUCAAACUUUUUAAUAAAAAAAAAGAAUAAUCAUUAUGUAAGCUUUGUAAAAGAAGCUAAUGUACAAUACCGA